GAGUAUGAUUCGGAUAGAAAGUUUUUAGGAAGCUGUUCUGUUUGAUUUUAUUUUUAUACAUUAUUUUAUUUUUAUUUAUUUAAUGCGCAAAAAGGUGUCCAAUUUGCUUUUAUUUUGAAAAUCACACCGGAAACGGUUACGCUAGGAGCCGUUAAUAAAUUGUUUAGCUAGCUCUCCUUAUUAAUAAAAACAACAACAUAAAUACAAAUGGUUUUCUUAUAAAAUCAAGUGGUAUAAUCACUCAAAAGAAACAGAGUUGACGUUAAAAUAAGAUACAUUUUAAAUAAAACUGAACUAAAGAAAUGGAUAAUUAGUGAGAAUUUGUAGCUAGCUAAAAGCGUUUUUCAGGCUGCUGGACCAGUAUCUUCUCAAGGGAAACGAUGCGGACCGAAACAGGUGGCAUUAGGAACCUUCUCCCCCGUAAAAAGUGGUUCGGGUUCGGCUCCAGAGGUCAACCAGAACCCCCGGCUGUCAACAACAACAUCUCGACCCUGACGGAUGGAGCCUCUUUACUCCCAGCGGAGGAGCCCCAACCGGUGAUCCUAACAUAUGAGCAGAUGCUGGAGGAAAAACGCUUGUAUGAAGCGGGCCAUCUGUUGAUAGAAAGAGAGGAGCAUCUUUUUGGGAUGUUAAAGGAGUCGGACGCUCUUAAACAUCAUGAGGAACAAGUAAACAAGCUGGCAGCAGACCGCAAGGUCCUGCAAGACCUUGUACUGCAGACUCUGGGACAAUCUCUUUGUCUGGAAGAAGACAGCUAUGCGGGUCUGUCAUCAGCCGUGAAGGCAGUGAUGCAGGAGGAGGGCCAGGACCUGCUGUGGAAACACAGGGAUUUGACACCUCCGGCUUGGAGGCCCAGCGAAUGGAUGAAGCUCCAUGACUCGACACUCCUCAGCUUGGUGAAGGAGCGUAUGGAAAACCCUUCCUCGCCCUCGGCUUACCAGGGGAAACUGACUACUAUCCAGAAGGACAUCACCAACAUGGGCAGGCAGCUGAAAGAGGAUCUGCUGUCUGUGGUGGACGGUGUGAAGGGCUGUUACCCGAAAGAGAUGGGGAUCUGCAAUUUUUACUUCAAGUUAUACCACCAAUCCUUAAGCACCAGUCUCUUGAACAUCGCAGACUUUGGUCUGGUGGAAACGGACCGCGCUUUCCUCCUGCGCUGGGUGAACGAGUAUUAUCCAGAAAUCCUUGCAAAGCCACAGCUGGCCAGCGAGAUCGAUAUUGGAUCGCUGGGAAAGCUGCUGCCCGAAGACAUGCUGAAAUCGCUCGAGGAUGAACACCUGAGCAACCAACAGGGUGAGCUGGCUACGAUAAUCGGCCGGGUGCUGGAUGAAGCAAGGGAAAAGUGGAAUAAAGGAGAGGAGCCGCAAAAAGAGGACGGCUGCUUCUUUAGUCCUGUGGCAUACGACAUCAUUCAGCUCAUCAACGGUAGGGUGACUGCAUGUACGAAGGUUUUGGGAGAUCCGCUCAAGGCCCAGAGAAUAACGUGCCUCAUAACAAAAGAUUUAAUGGACAGUUACAAGAGAUUCCAAAGUGAUGUCAUAAAGCAAAACAAGGCAAACAGCAGGUCCUUCAUCAAGGCCAACCUCGACUGUCUCAAGCAGUUCAGUGAAGUCCUCAAUAAGCAACACCUGUUCACCGAGAAUGUGAGGGAAAAGUGUUUGCAUGUUCUGACUGAGAUGAAACGAUCUGCCCACACGUAUUUAUUACAACCUGUGCACGAGCACCUCAAGCCACAGUACCGCAAACUGGGAACCAGCGACUGGCUGCACAAGGGUCAGUUUAAGGAGCUGCUGGACGACAUCAAAAAUGAGGUUCAGGAUCUUCAGGGUUCAACAGAAUCCUGUCACAAGGAGCUGAUAGGCCAGCUGGAGCAGGAGGUUACCGCAGAAUAUGUGAGGAGGCUCCUGAAAGGAAAAGUAAAACUAAAGGACAAGAACCAACAGCUGGAGGCUUACCAGACUGUGAAGGACAACGCAGAGAGUUUGCAUCAUUUAUUCGUCCAAAUGGGAUCAGAGGAUGACUGGUUGAAGGAAAUCCUGAUCAAGAUUGCAGAAAUGCUGAAACUCCAGGACCUCCCCGCCAUACAGAUGCAAGUCGUCUCACUUGGACAUGCUUACCCUGACCUCAGUGAGAAACAUGUUUUGGCUCUGCUGAAGCUCAAGACCAACCUCACCAAAGCUGACAGGAAAACCGUCACAGACAUUCUGCUAGACACUUUGAAGGAAAUGGGAAACAACACACCGCCUCGUCCGUUUUUCUCCUUAUUUCAGGUCAGAUGAGCCAUAAAUCACUCAGUUAUCCUCAUUUCAAAGUUAGCUGAAAGUCGGAUUGUACAUGUCGUUUACUGUUUCCUGUUUCCGAGAAUAACGAGUCUGCUCUCUCUGUGGGACAAAGCUGGGCCCAAAUGUUACUUAUGCUGAAAAUAAUAAUGUGAAAUGGGUACUGUGUAUGAAUAAGCUACAGGUCACAUUAGUGCUGGUAAAUAUGGUUCUUCAUCAGGCUGUACUGAACUGUUACACGUUCACAAAAUGUGUCUCAUGCCUCUUUUGUUUUUGGGUAAUAUAUUAAUUCUGUUUGAACUUUGUAAUGCCGGUAAAGAUGAACUAUAUUGAACCUUUCAGUGUUGUCUCCAGAGCAAUGUCCAAAAAUCAAAAAGCCUAAAAGAAAAAGGAAGUCCGGUACAGAAUCAGUGUUAGAGUAUAUUAUUAUUGUUGUGUAUAUUUCAUUUUAAAUGUGCAAUAAGACAUUUCUAUUUCACGUCGCCUGUUUUAAUGACAUUGUAAAAGAGAGUGUUUAAUGUAAAGAGAGGGUUUUUUAAAUAAAAUUUGGUGAAACGUG
Molecule: messenger RNA, 2838 nt
Organism: Eleginops maclovinus (Patagonian blennie)
Lineage: Eukaryota; Metazoa; Chordata; Actinopteri; Perciformes; Eleginopidae
Product: tumor necrosis factor alpha-induced protein 2-like
Exons: 12
Coding region: 381-2279 (632 amino acids)
Biological process (GO): exocyst localization; exocytosis
Cellular component (GO): exocyst
Molecular function (GO): SNARE binding
Source: RefSeq, a predicted model, not a curated record